AUGUGUGAUUCCAAAGAACCUGCGUCACGGUUCGAGGAAAUGUAUAAGUACAAUGGGCGACUUGAGCACGAAAUGCAGGCGGAACGCCGUGAACGUUUGCUGGCGGAGCAGCGGUUGGCCCGCCAACGGGAAGUCGAUGCCGGACGACCCGGGUUAGUGGAAGAAAUCGAAGGCCAGACAGAUAAUGAGGGCGAAACGAUGGAAUGCCAUCAGGAGCAACCACCGGCCAAGCACAAAUCACGGCGGACGAAAUCCACCUUUUCCCGACUGUACAGCAACAAGGUGCAACUGUCCGAGUGGAUGCAUGAGCGGCCGGCUGAUUUCGAGAACUGGAUCGUCGUCCCGUGCCCGGUUGGGGCGCGUUGUUUACUUGUGAUUCAUAAAAUGAGCGCCAUCGCUUACCACAAGGGAGGUCGCUCCAUCACAGCGACUCGCACAAACUUCCGGCACUUUCGGGGCACAACCGUACUGGAUUGCGUGUAUACCGAAAAUCCGCGCCACUUUUACGUGCUCGACGUACUAAUCUACCGGCACUUGGAUCUGGUGCACUAUGAGUGUCAGUUUCGGUUCGCGUGGAUCAAAGCGAAGUUCGACGAAGACAACCUGAGCGAACGGUUCACCACAAAACCACCCGAACGAGGAGGCCUCGGCUUAAGCCUGCUACCGACCUACGAUUGUGCGCAGCCCGAGAGUCUGGCCACAUGUUGGUCACACUAUCCAGCGUUCCGCAACGAUAGUCCGCGAUUGGAUGGGUUUCUGUUUUACCACAAAGAGUCACACUACAUCCACGGCCUAACGCCGCUCGUGACGUGGCUGUUCCAAUUCAUGCUAACCGAUGUCCUGCAACUGCCUUCCGGAAUGGUCAAUAGCGGCUACCUGGACCAUAAACCUGCCUCGUACACCGGAGAUUACGCAAAGUAUAUCGGUGAUUUCGAGCGGAGGAGAAAAAAGAGAAAGCUUCGCCACCGCCAUCCGGCCAAGAAGAGAAAGACUAAGCAUAUGUCCAUUGACGACGCACCCGCUGUCGAGCCGGGCGACCAUCUCGCACUCUGGGAGGCGAUGGAAGCGGCACCGCUAGAUUCGGAAGACGAGGAUCUGCGGCCCAAAGAGCUGGACGCCAUACGCGAACUGGAGAUGGAAGGCUAG
Messenger RNA from Anopheles cruzii, 1146 nucleotides. RefSeq names its product snurportin-1 (gene Snup). The coding region runs from base 1 to 1146 and encodes 381 amino acids. Gene Ontology annotation, cellular component: nucleus; cytoplasm. NCBI's taxonomy places the organism in Eukaryota, Metazoa, Arthropoda, Insecta, Diptera, Culicidae. The transcript has a single exon. The record is from RefSeq and is a predicted model, not a curated record. Gene Ontology annotation, biological process: snRNA import into nucleus.